CGCCUUCCAGUGGAUUGGCACCGGCGGUCUCUUCCUUCUGCCGCGACUGGGCCCGAACAUUGUACCGCACAUGCCAGCUGCAGCGCUGGCAUUUGGAUGCAACCAGCUGUUUACUCUGGCGUGCGAGGUGGAUCGCGUCUACACGGCAGAGGCAGCAGCGCAACUGGCCCGCCCUGAAGAUGAACGGGGGGACUGUGCGCUGCUGCAGCCUGCUGCUGACCGCGCCCGCGACGCUGCCUACUACAGCACGAAGUACACUGGCAAGAGCAUCAACGAUAGCCAGGCGCAGCUGACGUGCAACGCUCUUACCCGAGUGCAGGAUUUCCUGCUAGCUGGAAGGACACCGAAUCCGGGCGCCAGUGGGCCCACCGCGUUUGGCAACAUGUGUGCCACCGUGCAUCGCAUGACCGCUUCCAUUACGGCUGGUAUGGCGCUUGUCGCCAUGAAGCUGGACGGUCAUUCCACCUUCGAGGCGACGUUCGAGUGCGCUUACCUGCAGGUAGACGCGUUCACGGCGCUAUCUGCGAGCGCCGAGCAAUCUCCUGAGGCGGCGACCACAGCGGCGGUACUGGUGGAGGCUGAGGAGCAGGAGGGCUACACGGUGACCAACGCCGUGCAGAGCUACAUGCUGCGGGGGGAAGAACUCAGCGGCCUGGACUGCAGCGCGUACAACCUAGCCUCCAACUAUGAGGUCCGACGUGUGCCGCCAGCUCAGCACCCGCACCGAGAGCGAUUGGGUCUACAGAUCCCGGUGGCAGUUCGACGCCGCAAGCGCACUACCCCAGCCACACCCAUAACCGCCCCUGUGCCUGCCCCUGUGCCUCUGCUGACUGCAGCCCCGGCCCCUCCUCCUGAGCCACCUGCUCCUACAGCUGCAGCAACACUCGACCAGCCAACGUCUCAGACAGCCACGGAGCUGCCCCGCCUGGUGGCCUUCCACGGCACGCAUCCGCUCUACAAAACACAUGUCCACGUCCGCCUGCCGCGGCCACGCUACGUACAGCUUGGAGGUUCUCUUCCCCGCCGGCCCCGUCCUGGCACCUCUGCUGCGGGCAUGGCACAGUACUACGCGUUUGUCCUGGGUACUUUCAAAGCUCACCGGGGUCAGCCCAUCCCCCCCGGGCUGAGUGUAAAGGAAGCCUACGACACCUGGUGGGCAGAGCUGGGCACUACCGAGGCAGGUCGCUCUUACCAGGCGUAUGUAUCGGUACUGCUGGACAACAUCGAAGAGGACCACGCUGGGAAAGCCCGCCGUCAGGCGGAGUACAACCAGCGGCGCCGCCAGCAGCGUGCAGCAGCGGCAGCAGCCGCGUUGCCUGAAGGUGACAGCACGAGCACUUCGGAUGGAGAUGCCGAUGACGGCGUCCGCGGGCAUCUCAGGCCUGAUCCUGAAACACAGCCGCCCGCCGAGGACCAGCUGGAGCACUUCGUGUACAUCCCAGGUCAGGCGUAUCCGACGGCUGGCACCGACCUCGCCGCCGUCGCUCUUACGGACCUGUUUGACUGCACCAACGCUGCUGGCGCAUAUGCCUAUGAUGCAGCACGGCGCUGCCGAGCCCCGACCCUAGUGGACGGCCAUGGUGCACGCAGCGAUCGUUUCAGCCGUCGGAUCACGCCAGCGGACCUGCCCCUCCUGACUGAAGCGACCAAGCGUCUGAAGCGGUAUCUCGUUGCAGCAGCAGCCGGCACUGUUGAGGCAGAUGGGGGCGCCCACACGGGACUGACAGCCACACCUGAGAUGGACACCCCUCAUGUCGAGCUGCACCGCCCCACCAGCGGACCCCUGGUCGCCAUUGUGCGCAUGCCUGGCACUCCUGAGCGGACUGAACAGGCUCGCAUGCCCAUCUAUGUGCACCUCCCCCAGCCGCCCAGCAUCGACGACACCAUCGAGCUGUUCACGCUUGCCCCCCACCAGGCCGUGCCCUUCAUGCUCAUGGCUCGGUACUUCGAUCACCGUGAUGAGCCCAACCCUGGCGACCCGCCGCAGAUGCUUGUGGAGGGCAAGCCCGGUACCGGAAAGAGCCAGUUCGUACAAGCGCUCCUGUGGUACACCUGGUAUAAUUACCCUUAA
This is a messenger RNA of Volvox carteri f. nagariensis, 2071 nucleotides long. RefSeq lists its product as uncharacterized. The transcript has a single exon. NCBI's taxonomy places the organism in Eukaryota, Viridiplantae, Chlorophyta, Chlorophyceae, Chlamydomonadales, Volvocaceae. The record is from RefSeq and is a predicted model, not a curated record. The annotation marks the transcript as partial.